AGAGUCUCAAUGCUACCCCGGUGGGUACAGAGAUGCAUUCGUGGCGACGAUCACUUCCCAUCCGUUGGGUUAGUACCGAGUACCCGUCUUCGAAGAGCUGAUGUACCGAGCAACAUAAACCUGGGGAGGUUGGGUAGUACUUCCUUCUUUUACCUCCAUUUUCCAAAAGCUCCAAUGCUCAGCCUUGCGCAAUGACUGUGUCCAGGUUCUGUCAAGUUCUGUGGACAACCAUCUUCCUCCUAUCCCCCUUGACAUUGGGCGAAGGAAUCAGCCACGAUCAAGUCAGGCGGGAUCGAGCUCACUUCGAUUAUGUCAUACUGGGCGGGGGAACAGCCGGCCUGGUCAUUGCGGGGAGACUCUCGGAAGAUCCUAACGUCACGGUGGCCGUCGUCGAAGCUGGCAACUUCGAAAGAAACAAUCCCAAUGUGACCAACGCGAGUGCGUUGGGCCUCGCAAAGGACACCCGUGUCGACUGGCAGUAUUUGAGCGAGCCACAAAUCUACGGCGGCAAUCAGAGUCUCAUAUGGAGCGCCGGCAAGGGCCUGGGCGGAUCAAGCCUGAUCAAUGGAAUGACAUACAUCCGCCCUGCCAGUGCCCAAAUCGACUUGUGGCCUUCUCUCGGUCUGGAGCUGAACUGGACCGAUCUCUUCACCUUCUCGAAGAAAGGGGAGCACUUCCAACUUCCAUCGUCCAACCUCACCGCCCUGGGCGCCUCUUAUCAAUCUUCGGCUCAUGGAUUCAGCGGACCGCUGUCGACAUGCUUCAGUCCGCACAUCACGACGGGUGACAUCCAUGAAAUCUUCAACAGCACCUUCCAAACGCUGGGCAUUCCGCCGCGGCGUGAAUUCGAUGGUGGCCAGCUCCAUGGCUAUGGCGUCCAAGCAGUAACACAAGAUGGCCAUGCUGACGUUCGGGAGGAUGCUGCGCGGGCGUAUUACUAUCCCGUGAUGAACCGCACGAAUCUCGUCGUGUUCGUCAACACGACGGCCACACGCAUCAUUUGGUCGGCACGGGACAGCCCCAGUGGAAACGCAGUAGCUUCCGCCGCCGAAGUGGUCAGCAACAACGACGGCCAGGUCUCGACCAUCGAAGCCGGUCGAGAAAUCAUCCUCUCGGCCGGUGCGAUCAGAAGCCCUGCGAUUCUGGAACAUUCGGGGGUCGGCAACCCCUCCAUCUUGUCGGCACUGUCGGUCGACGUCAAGAUCCCCCUCCCCGCGGUGGGCGAGAAUUUCCAGGAUCAAACCACCCUCGCCGUCUCCGCGAGCAUCAACAGCACCGUCGUGAAGCAGAACUUCACCGGCCUGCCGGCCUUCGUGGCACACGUCAACCUGCACGAUCUCUUCGGCACGAACACGUCGUCCUUCUACAACGCCACGCGGGCCAAACUCCCCCAGUAUGCCGCUGCCAUAGCCGCCCAAAACGGCGGGGCCAGCAACGCCUCUGUCCAACAACGCCUCCUCCAAACCCAACUCGACCUGCUCUUCCAGACCAACACCCCGGCCUCCGAGGUCGUCCCCCUUGGCCUCGCCAACCUCGUCGGGGCCGUCUUCUGGCCGCUGCAACCCUUCAGUCGCGGAAGCGUGCACAUCAACAGCACGAACCGGACCGCCCCGCCGGCCAUCGACGCCAAAUUCUUCCAGUUCGACUUUGACGGCGCCAUGACCGUCGCGACGGCCAAGUUUUCGCGCACCUUCGUGACGACCCCGCCCAUGUCCAGCCUCGUCAACGGCUCAACCAUCAAUCCCAGUUUCGCCCGCGUGCCGGAAAACGCGAGUGACGCCGUGUGGCUGGACUGGAUCAAGACGGCCUCGUCCUACCAGCCCAAUUAUCAUCACCUGGGCACGUGUGCCAUGUUGCCGAGGGACAUGGGCGGGGUCGUGGACAACGCGUUUAGGGUGUAUCGGACCGAGAACGUCAGGGUGGUGGAUUUGAGCGUGAUUCCGUUGCAGGUUGCGGGACACUCGACGGCACUGUUGUACGGGGUUGCCGAGUGGGCGGCGCAGAAGAUCAAGGGGGGGAUGACCGUAUGA
Cladophialophora immunda is the source of this 2030-nucleotide messenger RNA. RefSeq lists its product as uncharacterized. The coding region runs from base 192 to 2030 and encodes 612 amino acids. NCBI's taxonomy places the organism in Eukaryota, Fungi, Ascomycota, Eurotiomycetes, Chaetothyriales, Herpotrichiellaceae. The record is from RefSeq and is a predicted model, not a curated record. Gene Ontology annotation, molecular function: flavin adenine dinucleotide binding; oxidoreductase activity, acting on CH-OH group of donors. The transcript is spliced from 2 exons.